Messenger RNA from Bursaphelenchus okinawaensis, 2458 nucleotides. The record is from the annotation of a GenBank genome assembly. NCBI's taxonomy places the organism in Eukaryota, Metazoa, Nematoda, Chromadorea, Rhabditida, Aphelenchoididae.
AUGGGACAAUUGGUGUCUUUCAAUGGUGACCGUGUCUACGAGUAUCCUCCUAUAUACGGUGAAUCAUAGAUAAUUUGUGUUGUUACGUGUUCUCAUCUUUAAUUUUUAGUUGUUUUAGAUAAUAUGGUCUAAACUAUAUUAUUGUAGCUUAGCGUAUGUUUUGGUUUCCUUAGUUAGCUUUUUUUAUUUUAUAAUUUGUUUGUAUACCUUUAAUUGUAGUUUUGUGUUUGCCAUUUCACAUUAUAAUAGUUGUAUUGGAUUCGUGCACUUAAAAUUAAGUAAUUUAUGUGAAUAUAGAUGUUUUAGAAGACCCUGUUGCUCACAUGGAGUACGCCCAGAUGGCUGAUGUUAAAUCGGAAGUGCAGAAAAGUACCGAGAACAUUGCCGAUACAUCAAAAGAGUUCAAGUUGUCAACUUCUGACUUGAACAAGUCUCCAGAAGAUGUUUUUGAAGUUGUGAGCAAAGUUGGCGAGGGGUGAGUGUAAUAUAUUAUUUUUUGUUUUUAGGAUUUUGGAAGAUUGGGUUUUAAAUACAUGUCUUUAUAUUUUACUAUUGUAAAUUACUUACGAUUAUAUGAUAAACCUUGUAGAUCGUAUGGAUCUGUUCACAAAGCGAUUCAUAAGGAAAGUGGCAAAGUUUUGGCGGUAAAGAAGGUUCCUGUGGAUACAGAUCUUCAGGAGAUCAUCAAAGAGAUUACAAUAAUGCAGGAAUGCAACAGUCCUUUUGUUGUAAAAUACUUUGGAUCGUAUUUUAAGAAUUCUGAUUUGUGGGUAAGUCUUCUUUUUUUACCUGAUAUAUAAAGAAUUCAUAUAUUAUAUUACAACUCUAAAAUUUAUUUUAUCGUUUAAAGAUAGUAAUGGAGUAUUGUGGAGCUGGUUCCAUAUCUGACAUUAUGAGGUUGAGACGAAAGACGUUGACUGAAGAGGAAGUAGCUUCUGUGUUAAGGGAUACGAUCAGAGGACUCAGCUACCUACAUGGGCUGAAGAAGAUACACAGAGACAUAAAGGCUGGCAACAUUCUUCUUAAUAUGGACGGGAACGCUAAGCUGGCAGACUUUGGAGUUGCGGGACAAUUGACUGAUACGAUGGCCAAGAGGAAUACUGUAAUUGGUACUCCUUUCUGGAUGGCACCAGAGCUGAUUCAGGAGAUUGGGUAUGACACAAAGGCCGACAUCUGGUCUUUGGGAAUUACAUCAAUUGAAAUGGCGGAAGGCAGGCCUCCACACGCCGAGAUUCAUCCUAUGCGGGUAAGUAUUGGUUCAGAUGCGUAAUGGUGAGUUUUGUUGAUUAAUUUGAGACUAAUAAUGAAGAAGCCAAUUUUACUGUUAUUUUGGGUUUUAAAAUAGGUUAAGCGUAACUUACAUACAUUUUAGGCGAUAUUCAUGAUUCCAACGAAACCUCCACCGACGCUCAAAAACCCCGAAGACUGGUCUCCAAUGUUCAACGACUUUAUCGCUCAAUGUUUGGUCAAAAACCCAGAAGAUCGUACUGUGGCUGACGCUCUUCUUGAACACGAGUUCAUUUUAGGGGCUAAAGGCCCAGAAGCAGUGAAAGACAUGAUUGCUGAUGCUCAAGACAUUGCAGCACAGUGUCUGCUACAGGAAUCUGUAAGUUUGUCAGCAUUAUUGAGUUUUUAAUGGGAAUACCUAUAUUUAUUCUAUAUUAUAUUAUAAAUUCUUUGUUUUAGCGUAACACAUUUGACAUGAUUUCAAGUGAUGCAACAUCAACUUUAAUGAAACCAGCAGAUACGAUCAAGAGUUACCAGAAUACUGGCCUUGACUUUGGUGACAGCACCCUAGUUCAACACAAAACUGUAGAUAGUGAGUUAUAUAUGAAAUUAACCGAGAGUAAGAAGUAGUUAAAUUUUUUUUACAAAAACGUUAUGACUUUGUCUUAUUUAUAACUAAAACAAAGUAUUUUAGGUCGAAGCGAUGAUUUCUUUACGGCCGCUGACAAGUACGAAUCUCUAAACAAUGCUUUUGCUACCGAAUUGAAUGUAAACGAGGCCCAAGCUUCUCCUCCGUCGUACGAUGCAUCUCAAGCUUCAUCCAGAUCUCAUGACAAAAUGGACCAUUAUCAUCAUACUGUAACCAAUCUGAUACGAAAGUCGCUCAACGACCCUGAUCCUGACUAUCGAUAUGUAAGUUCAAGUUAUUCAUUUCAUUUAUAACCUCCCAUUGUGUAUAUUCUGUAAGUGCUAUUUAUUACCGGUUAUCAUGAUCACUUUGUGUGUAAAAAAGAUUUGAUAAUACAUUGUCCGAUUAUCAAAAGUGAAAGGCUGAUUGAUUGACACAUUUUAGCUGGUCGAAUUAAGUACAGAUGAAUUGUUGACCCAGAAGCAGAUGUUAGACAAAGAGAUGGACGCUGAAUUAGAAGCCCUGCAAGCGCGGUACCAUGCCAAAAGAAAAGCCAUUCUAGAUGCCAUAAGUCAGAAAAAGAAUGGUACUGUUAAGUUUUAG